Messenger RNA from Dicentrarchus labrax (European seabass), 1583 nucleotides. RefSeq names its product cytidylate kinase (gene cmpk1). Lineage: Eukaryota; Metazoa; Chordata; Actinopteri; Moronidae. The transcript is spliced from 6 exons. The coding region runs from base 122 to 781 and encodes 219 amino acids. Gene Ontology annotation, cellular component: nucleus; cytoplasm. Gene Ontology annotation, molecular function: UMP kinase activity; ATP binding. Gene Ontology annotation, biological process: UDP biosynthetic process; 'de novo' pyrimidine nucleobase biosynthetic process; CDP biosynthetic process. The record is from RefSeq and is a predicted model, not a curated record.
GUGUCGUUUGCCUCAUCGACUUCCUACCCUCCGACACUGACACGCAUCCACCGGUCAGCUCGGCUCAUUAUCUCUUGUCCCCACCCCGCCGGUUCACGCCUGUAGACGAUUCUGCUGGUUUAUGAUCGGCCGUUUGUUCGGUUACGUGUCUCAGAGGGUGCCGAGCUUGUUGUACCGGGUGUCGCUGAUGAUGAAGCCGCAAGUGGUGUUCGUGCUGGGCGGGCCGGGCGCCGGUAAAGGGACCCAGUGCUGCAAAAUCGUGGAGAGCUACAACUACACCCAUUUGUCAGCUGGGGAUUUGCUGAGAGAAGAGCGAGCUAGAGAGGGGUCAGAGUUCGGACAACUCAUUGCCAACUACAUCAAGGAGGGCAAAAUUGUCCCUGUGGAGAUCACAAUCAACUUACUCAAGAAGGCAAUGGAGGAGACAAUGCAGAAAGAUGAGAAAAAGUUCCGUUUCCUCAUAGACGGUUUUCCCCGUAACGAGGACAACCUUCAGGGGUGGAACACUGUCAUGGAUGGCAAAGCAGAUGUCAAAUUUGUGCUUUUCUUUGACUGCGGCAAUGAGGUUUGCAUCAACAGAUGUCUAGAACGAGGGAAGAGCAGUGGACGCUCAGAUGACAACAGAGAAAGCUUGGAGAAAAGAAUCCAAACCUACCUGCAGUCUACACGACCAAUCAUUGAACUGUAUGAGAAACAUGGAAAGGUGCGGACUGUAGAUGCCUCUCGUUCUGUGGAUGAGGUAUUUGCUGAUGUGAAAGCAGUCCUAGACAAAGAGGGUUGAGUUUCUCCUGCUGCCAACAACAUUCAUUUACCUUUUUAGUAGUUUUCUUUUUAUCAACUGCAAGUACACUAUAAUAAGUUUAUAUGUCCAUUCAUAUGACUUUUUACUUUUGGUUACUGUUUUUUGUUUAUUUUCCAUCUCUUUUGUAAAUUCUGCACUGGUUGUGAGUGAGAGUACUAUAUGUAUUGGUAUGAAUGAGUGAAGUAGAGAUGCUUAGCAGCUAAUUGUGAUCAACUCGUUUGUGUUCAGAAGAGCUCACAGUUUGUCUGCACUGUCUUUCAUCGUAGUUUGAGGCCUUUUGCAUAGGAACAAAAUAUAUAAUUCGCUCAAAGGAGCACUUUGUUGUCAAUCAAAUACACUUCUGGUUACUGGAAAUCUCUCAAAAAAUGGUAUAUAUCACUAAUGUCUUCAGAGUAUCAUGUCAUUGGAAGCAGCCAUAAUGCUUCAGACCAAAUAGCUGUUUGACGUAAUGACGGCAGACUUAACACUGAACAGCCAAUAGUGUCCAAAUAAAGUGCAUAAAAUAUCUGUCUCAUGUUUAAUGGACAGCGCUACAUGGGCAUGACCUGUUGCCUUUGUGCCAUUAGCAUUAUAAGGUGUGUUUCAGUGAAAGAUGGCCCAUUCUUCGAUGAAUAUUGACUGACUCUGUAGCAGAACACCUCGUUGUGAUUCAUCACGGCUUUGACAUUUGAAACUAGUCUAAACAUGAAGAUAAAACUGAACAUUUUGUUUAAUCUGUAGUGUAUCUGUACCCACUUGAAGGAGGAAAGAUAAAACUGAACAUUAAAAACAAUUACUUUUU